GGAAAAUCCAACAUUAUUAACUGGCACUUAUCACCUUUCUUUAACAACAUUGAGAAUAGGAGAAAAGGUAAAUUUCCUUUGUAUUGGAUUGGGUCCGUGUAGGUAUCUAAUUAAUUUGGUAUAUAUUUUGAAUAAUAGUUUCAAUCUCCAGUAGGAAGGCGGUUCGUCAGAAAAACUGAUCGGUUCGGUUCGGUUAAUUACAAUCGCGUCCUUUUGAAAAACGAUAUCUCCUCUCCUUCUUUUUUUGUAGCUUCGAUUUUAUAAUUGAUACGAAAAUCAAUCUUUAAUAGACUAGUUCAUUUUAGGACUUCUUUUAUACCUGAUUCAUUUCAGCGAUACCCUUCCGUCUUGUGUGUGAGCUUUAGCGAAAUUUGAAAAUGGCGGCAUAUCAUAAUGCGUUUGGUUAUAUUCCAGCUGGUUGGUUGGCAAUUAUUGCUGUCGUUUUUUUCAGUAUAUCCUUUGCCCUUUUGUUGGCUUCUUCGAUAGUAUAUAGACAUCCAUUGAUCGUUGUUCCAAUUAUUGGAACAGCCGGCGAGCUGGCUGGAUGGGCUUGCCGGGUGAAUGCUCAUUACCAUCCAAACAACUAUUCAGACUUUUUAGGUCAGAUUAUUGCUUUAAUUAUUUCACCAGUCUUUUAUUCCGCCGAAGUAUACGUUUUACUGUACCACUGGGUUAUGCUUUACGGACCUCGAUUUUCCCUUCUCAAACCUAAAUUGUAUGCGAUUAUUUUCAUUACUUUCGAUAUAAUUGCUCUCGUUUUGCAAGCUGCAGGCGGUGGUAUUGCCGGUGGUGCUAAAGAAGGUUCAUCUGAGCAAAACAAGGGUGCUAACAUCAUGCUUGGUGGUAUUUGCUUUCAACUUUUUAGCACUGUUGUCUUUUCAAUUUUAGGGCUAAUGUUUGCUGCAGCUGUUUGUAGAGGCAAACCCGUGCGAGCUGGUCCCAGCACUACAGACAUUCCUCGUUCACGAUAUAAAGACGUUUGCUUUUUAUGCUUAUGUUUAGCAACACUAGCUAUUCUCGUACGUGCUGUUUACCGUGUUGUUGAACUUGCUGGAGGUUGGAGCGGUAGUGUCAUUACCCACGAAGUAUGGUUUGGUGUUUUCGAUUUCAUUCCGAUGAUUAUAGCAUCUUUCUUUUUGCUUCCAUCGAUCUAUCCUGCAACACAAACAAAAAACGGCGGUUUCAACGAAAGCGCCUCAUACCCGACCUUCAAAGGUGACAGUUCUGAACGGGACGAAAAAAGUUUAUCUUCAUCCGAUUUUAAUAUUUAAGGUUUUCUUCAUUCUUUUCUUUAUUAUAACUUUACAGCCAACCAAGAAGGCUUUGUUUGAUGCAUUUCUGCUAUAUAUAACAUGUAUUACCAAAUCACCUGAUUUUUUCAUGCUUCGAAAGACGAUAAUAGCUGCUUUAAAUUUUAUUUCCUAUUUCAUAUUGGCUUGAUUAUUUGAUCCUAUUCUGUCUUUUUAUAAAGCAAUGGUUUGAAGGAGAGAAAAAAUUAAUCACAAGGAAUAUGUGCCUUGCUAUCUGAAUAUUAUCUGUCUCCUGCCAAGCCUGUCUAAAGAACAAGGUGGUUUCAACAGAGAUUUCCUAUGAUACCUUUACAUUUUGCCAUUUUUUUUUCUUUUUUCUUGUGAUUAAUGAAACGUUAGUUGCUUCAAUUGACAUCUUCAAGUACACUCUUUGUGUGUUUUGUAAGGACAUUUCCAAGUUUUCGCCUUGUGUGUCACACGGUAAAAGAAGCUUAAAGAGAACAUGUUUUUCUUUUUUUUUAAAAAAAUUUGUUUGGAAAUAUCCCUAAUCUUACAAACGACUGUAAGAACCAAGAGUUCUAGCACAUACUUUUUAUGUUAGUUGGUUACAUCUUUUUACUUAUAGUUGAAACAAAUUGUUAGAUUUGAACUACUUACCUCAUUGAACUUUCACUCACACAUUUUUAGUCAACGUUGCAUCCUAAAUUUAAUUGGAAUCCCCCUCAAUUUGUUUUUCAGUCUAUUUUUUAAUCAUCUAUGAAUCUAACAAAAAAUAUUUGAACAUUAAAGGUAUCUAACUCCACUCGUCCAAGGAGAUUGUCACUUUGGCCUUUAGAUUAGUAAAUAAUUUACAACUUUAGUUGUACUGUGAAAAUGUUCAGCAGAUUGUUUCUUAGCACCAUCAAUUAUUGUAUGGAUCAACUAAUGAUUAUUGUGUUACAUAGACAAACAUACCACUAAAUUAGACUAAGUGAGAGAUCAGCAAUAAACACGCUUCGCCCAUGUCAGUAUCUGGGUAUGUGGUGGAUGAUAUUAAGACUCUGUACUUUAUUCAGGAAGCAAAUUCAUUUCUUUCAUAAUCAUGGUUAUUGCAUGAGUAUAUAUAUAUUGUUAAGGAUCUCUCGUCAAGCAAUAAAACCAGUUCGCUUCUGAUCGCUGCAUUCUAGCGUCUGAGUGUCUCAAUCUUACUUUCAAAUACCUGAACAUAAAUAACAUCCAUAUUAAAUGUAUGGAUACUAUCUUUUCACUCUUAUGCUUAAUUGAAUGUCAAGACACGAAAUAUAUAUGUUUAUGAAAGCUCGUUUGGAAACCCUUCACAAAUUCGUCUCAUAAGUGUAACGUUUAAGAACUCUCAAAGUAAUUCACUUGCAAAUACAAUAUCAAGGUAUUAAAAAUAAAUCAAAAGUCUAUUUUCUUUAAGGCAACAAUCAUAUGCAUUUGUAAUAUCACAUUUGCUAUUUAAAAUCGUUUUCAUUGAAAUCCUC
Messenger RNA from Schizosaccharomyces octosporus yFS286, 2734 nucleotides. RefSeq names its product parasitic phase-specific protein PSP-1. The record is from RefSeq and is a predicted model, not a curated record. Gene Ontology annotation, cellular component: plasma membrane; fungal-type vacuole. Bases 378 to 1271 code for a protein of 297 amino acids. Lineage: Eukaryota; Fungi; Ascomycota; Schizosaccharomycetes; Schizosaccharomycetales; Schizosaccharomycetaceae. The transcript has a single exon.